AUGGGACACAAUCGAGAGAGCCAUGCGAUACCCAAUUAUCGGGAGGUGUUGCUGAUGCAACAGCGCACAGCAAGUUUCCUGAUGGUUUUUUCUGUCAUAGCUAUUGCCUUUUUUGUGUUAAUUGUCUCAAUUCAGACACAGGAAGCAAUAUGCCAAACUCGGGCUAACACCGCCGCAUUUAACGUGUACGCAAAAGCGGAGAUAAAGAACGGCAGCUUUGCUGACGCCUUGAUCGAUGCUCUCAAAAGAAAUGGAGUGCAUGCUGAGCCGUUAGAGAUAAAGUCACAAGUCAGGACACGAAUUGAUGUCUUUGACACACUUGAGAAGACAUUGUUCAACUCCGGAUUUCGUCUUCUUCGAAAGCCGGACGAAUUUGGCGUGACGUGGCGGUUGCGAUAUUUGGAGCACAGCGUGUGCCAGACAGAGCGAAGAAUCUCCAUGGAGGCAUUGCCCAAUGUGGACUACGAGAAGGUUUCAUAUGACGUCAUGGCGAUUCAUACCCACGGUGGUCGGGCAUUCUUGUACGAGGCUGAGGUGAAGACCAAGGACCGCGACAGGAUCACAACAUUUCCACAGCUGCAAUCGUUGUUCCCCGGGUUUAAUGCUCGAACGGCGUCUCCACAAAUGGUGUUGACUGAUUCGGUGGUGGCUCUGACAGCUUUUGCUGCAGAGCUUUACUACGGCUCUACUUCAUUGGAUAUUGAACUACAAAUGGAACAGCGCAGUCGUGAGAAGGGAGGAAAAUUAUAUUGGCGAGUCACGCUUUUGACGAAGAACAUAUUGGCUGAAAGCAAUUUGAAGGGAGUGCACAGAAUUGUCUCCGAGGUGGUGCAGAAUAGGAGUGUCUUGUGUGAUCCGGCAAGUUGCGGGUCUGCAUUUGGUGAUCCGUUUCUUCAAUGA
Molecule: messenger RNA, 900 nt
Organism: Trypanosoma cruzi
Lineage: Eukaryota; Euglenozoa; Kinetoplastea; Trypanosomatida; Trypanosomatidae
Exons: 1
Coding region: 1-900 (299 amino acids)
Source: RefSeq, a predicted model, not a curated record